Musca vetustissima is the source of this 1551-nucleotide messenger RNA. RefSeq lists its product as uncharacterized. Bases 1 to 1551 code for a protein of 516 amino acids. NCBI's taxonomy places the organism in Eukaryota, Metazoa, Arthropoda, Insecta, Diptera, Muscidae. The transcript has 2 exons. The record is from RefSeq and is a predicted model, not a curated record.
AUGUGUGGUAUCGCCGAAGUAGAGGUGCUUAACGUAUACAUUCCGCAGUCAAAUAGCUGUGCCCCUCGUUACUUGUCCGACAUUAGUCAUCUUUUGGAAAGCAAUAACCGUCCCAUGCUAGGGGAUUUCAAUGUUCACCAUGAAUUAUGGCAUUUCCACCAAGAUGCCUUUUUGCGUUUAAGUCGUCAAAUAUUUAUGUCCGACUCCGAAGAGGAUUCCGAACAGGAAAAAACAAAACAGAAUGAAACAGCUAACACAACAAGUGUGGAUGAUGAAAACCAGCAAGAAAAUCGAAAGAAGAAAAUAAAUGGUGCAAAUAAAAAUCCAAAUGAAGGAAAUUGCCACGAAGACAGUGGCGAUGAUCAUAACAAUGAUGGCGAUGACGACGAAAACAACAGUCAUGAAAAAUUCCGAAAAUAUCACAAAUCUCAAAAGCCUAGAACAUCGGCAGCAUUAAAUGUCAACAAUGAAACAAUAACAACCACAACAAUACUACCUCAACCCGCUACGUCUCCUCGAAAUGAAUAUUUGGCAACACAAAUUUCGAAUCACAACAAUAAUCGCAUUAACACGAACAACACCAGCAGCAGGAGAAGGAGGAUGUGUAGUAGUAGUUCUGAUAAUAGCAAUCCAUAUGAUGGCGAUAUAUUGCCUAGUUCUGUUUCCAGCAAUAAUUCUCCCAAAAAGAGACCCUGUGAUGAGGAAGUGGGAAAUUCCGCCACCAAUCAUCUCGCAGACAUUGCUAUACUGCCAUCAACAUCUUCGUCUACAUUGUCUUUAUCGGCAGUAUCGGCAUCAUCCUCGUCGUCAUCAUCAUCCUCAUAUACGACGCUACAAAAAUUAGAAUUGGAAAAUGGUGAUUACAAUGCUCAGGUUCCUCCAUUAGAGACGAUAUCAUCCCCCAACAACAAUUUUCCGUCAUCAUCAUCAUCGUCACCAUUGAAAAAACGUAAAAUAUCCCUAAAUGAUUACAUCCACAUACGGAGAAACAGCAACAAUUUGGCCGAAUUGGAAGAGAACAACAAUGAAACAAACAAUAAUGAUAUCUUUGGUCUGGACGAUCAUUUUCUAAAUGGCAAUGUCGAUGGAGACUAUCAUCAGCAGCAGCAGCCGAUGGAGCAUAUGGAGUCUCCUCCCCAACACACCACACCCCAAAGGCCAACAAAUCUAAAUAACAGCAAUAAUAUGUCGUCGAUAUUUUUAAAUAACAGUAACAUAAAUAGUUCGUAUCUCUUUACCCCCGAUAGUGGUGUCAGUCUAAAUAAUUCCCUGACCACACCCAGUACUAUAGAACACAAUGAUGAUGAGGGUCACGCCUCAACGUCACGUUUUAUGAUGGCUCAUCACCGCCUCUCACCUUGCCUAGAAGAAGAAGAUGGCAACAAUCCAAGUGGUAAUAAUCAGAAAAAUAAUAAUCAUGAAGAAGAUGAAGGUGUUGUCACCUUGAAAAUACAAAGAUAUCAACAGAAAUUAUCACGCUACGAACAAAAGCUAGCCCGAGUACGUCGCAAUUAUCGCAAACAAUUUGUUGAUGAUUCAGAAAGUGAAUAG